GCGCAGCCCCUUCCCAGCCCAGCGCCCCGUGGUCGCCCAAGGGACCGCGGCCACCGCGGCCACCCCCCGCCGCCCGGGCCAUGAGGUCGGGCCGGAGAGACGCCACCUGUGCGGGGAGGUGAGCGGAGCCCCGGCGCCUUCCUCCGACCCCCGGGCAGCCACAGCGGCGGGGAAGCGCAGGGGGUGGAGGAAGGAAAAGGGAUAUUUUUUGUUUUAUUCUAUAUCGAUCUAUUUCUGCCGCGAUCGAUCCCGAUCCCGCAACUGAAGCCCCCGGAGGGAGAAGUGCUGCGCGCUGUGAUGCGUCUUCCUCUCGCCUCGGCUGCCAGUUUGGAUUGUAGCGCCCGGCUCCGUGCACUGCGAGGAUGGCUCGGUUUGGGGAUGAUCUGCCAACCCGCUAUGGAGGUGGAGGGCCGGCCGGGGCUGGAAGAGGGAGCAGCCGGCAAGGUGGCCCCCAAGCCGGCCAAAGGAUGUAUAAACAGUCGAUGGCUCAGAGAGCCAGGACUAUGGCUCUCUACAACCCCAUCCCUGUCAAACAGAACUGCUUCACAGUCAACAGAUCCCUCUUCAUCUUCAGUGAAGAUAAUGUUAUACGGAAAUACGCCAAGCGAAUAACAGAGUGGCCUCCAUUUGAAUACAUGAUUUUAGCUACAAUCAUAGCCAAUUGUAUUGUGCUGGCUCUGGAACAACAUUUGCCGGAUGGAGACAAGACACCGAUGUCAGAGAGACUGGACGACACUGAGCCGUACUUUAUUGGAAUAUUUUGUUUUGAAGCUGGUAUCAAAAUCAUCGCUCUGGGCUUUGUUUUUCACAAAGGCUCCUACCUGCGGAACGGCUGGAACGUGAUGGAUUUUGUCGUGGUCCUCACAGGGAUUCUGGCGACUGCUGGGACAGACUUUGACCUGCGGACGCUGCGAGCGGUGCGGGUGCUGCGGCCCCUGAAACUCGUCUCGGGAAUCCCAAGUCUGCAGGUUGUCCUCAAGUCCAUCAUGAAGGCCAUGGUGCCCUUGCUGCAGAUUGGGCUGCUCCUGUUCUUCGCCAUCGUGAUGUUUGCCAUCAUUGGGCUGGAGUUUUACAUGGGCAAAUUCCAUAAAACCUGCUUUUCCAACGAGACAGGUGAGGAGGUGGGGGAUUUUCCCUGUGGAGAGGAGCCUCCUGCCAGGCAGUGUGAGAGCGGGACCACGUGCAGGGAGUACUGGCAGGGCCCCAACUACGGCAUCACCAACUUUGACAACAUCCUGUUCGCCGUGCUCACCGUGUUCCAGUGCAUCACCAUGGAGGGCUGGACCGACAUCCUCUACAACGGUCUGGUUCUGGUGGAAUUUGUGGUGCUUUGA
Catharus ustulatus (Swainson's thrush) is the source of this 1334-nucleotide messenger RNA. Its product is annotated as voltage-dependent N-type calcium channel subunit alpha-1B-like. Bases 363 to 1334 code for a protein of 323 amino acids. Gene Ontology annotation, biological process: chemical synaptic transmission; calcium ion import across plasma membrane. Gene Ontology annotation, molecular function: high voltage-gated calcium channel activity. The record is from RefSeq and is a predicted model, not a curated record. The transcript is spliced from 7 exons. Lineage: Eukaryota; Metazoa; Chordata; Aves; Passeriformes; Turdidae. Gene Ontology annotation, cellular component: membrane; neuronal cell body; voltage-gated calcium channel complex.